This is a messenger RNA of Chanos chanos (milkfish), 2279 nucleotides long. It is a transcript of the gene kmo, whose product is annotated as kynurenine 3-monooxygenase. The record is from RefSeq and is a predicted model, not a curated record. Bases 67 to 1509 code for a protein of 480 amino acids. Gene Ontology annotation, cellular component: mitochondrial outer membrane. The transcript has 15 exons. Gene Ontology annotation, biological process: quinolinate biosynthetic process; L-tryptophan catabolic process. Gene Ontology annotation, molecular function: kynurenine 3-monooxygenase activity; FAD binding. NCBI's taxonomy places the organism in Eukaryota, Metazoa, Chordata, Actinopteri, Gonorynchiformes, Chanidae.
GUCACUGUGUAUUUCAGCUUCAACAGGUGCUCUCGCGUACCAGAACCCACCGUGUGAAGGCUAAACAUGGAGAGCGCUCCGGUAACCGCAAAUGUGGAGAGUUUAUCCACAGAAAAAUCAUCCAAGAAGAAAAAAGUUGUUGCUGUCAUUGGAGGUGGUUUGGUUGGCGCUCUGAAUGCAUGUUACUUUUCAAAGAGAGGCUUUGAAGUAGAAGUCUUUGAGUACCGAGAAGAUAUUCGGCAGGCUAAGCUUGCUCGUGGCAGAAGCAUUAAUCUAGCCCUCUCCGUUAGAGGGCGUCAGGCACUGGGUAAGGUGGGGAUGGAAGAACAGAUUGUGUCGAAAGGUGUCCCCAUGUACGCUCGCAUGAUCCACAAUCUGAAUGGAAAACAAUAUUCCUUACCUUAUGGCAAGAAGGGACAGUGCAUUCUCUCUGUGGACAGAAGCAACCUCAAUAGGGAACUGUUAUCAGCGGCUGAGACAUAUCCAAACACCAAACUGAACUUUAGCCACAAACUGCUGGACUGGAGUCCUGACAGUGGAACCAUGACCUUUCUUCGGGAUGAUGGGUCUAAGAGGGAGAUCCAGGCAGAUUUGAUUGUCGGAUGUGACGGGGCAUUCUCGACCAUUAGGAAGCAGUUCUUCCGUCGCACUCGUUUCAACUACAAUCAGACGUACAUUCCUCACGGAUACCUCGAGCUUACUAUGCCCCCUCGCAAUGGGGAUUUUGCCAUGGAGCCCAGCUACCUCCACAUUUGGCCUAGGAACACGUUUAUGAUGAUUGCAUUGCCUAACUUGGACAAGACGUUUACUUGCACACUCUUCAUGCCCUUUGAUGUGUUCGAGAAGAUCACCACAGGCGAUGAGGUCAUCAAGUUCUUUGAGGAGAACUUUCCAGAUGCCAUCCCUCUCCUGGGAGUUGAUGCUCUGAAGCGAGAUUAUUUCCGAAUCCCCGCCCAGGCCAUGGUCUCCAUCAAAUGCUCACCCUAUCACCUGGGAGACAAGUGUGUUAUUAUGGGGGAUGCAGCACAUGCCAUUGUGCCUUUCUAUGGACAAGGAAUGAAUGCGGGGUUUGAAGAUUGCCUUGUUUUUGAUGAAAUAAUGAAUCAGUUCAGUGAAGACUUUGGUGCUGUGCUGGAAGAGUACACAAGAAUCAGAGUCCCAGACGACCAUGCCAUUGCAGACCUCGCCAUGUACAACUACAUAGAGAUGCGAGCACAUGUCAAUUCCAGAUGGUUCAUCUUCCGGAAAUACCUAGACGACAUGCUUCACUUUGUUAUGCCAAAAACCAUCGUUCCUCUAUACACAAUGGUCACAUUCAGCAGAACACGUUACCAUGAAGUAGUGAAACGCUGGCAUUGGCAGGAUAAGGCGAUCACCAAUGGCCUGUGGUUUUGUGGGAUAAUGGGUCUUGCUGGAGGUUCCUAUCUUCUCUUCAAAUACCCUCCAAAGAUCCCUGACAUCUCAGUGGAGCAGCUACAGAGCCGCAUCAUGGGUCUCAAAUGGUUCUGAAAACCAAAAUUAGACACAAGAGCCUGCCCCCAAUACCUUGAAGAAUUGUGAAAAUCAAUUAAAGUCCAACUGUAAUCCAGAUUUGACCUGUGUAUUAGAUAAGGCUUUGAUUUAGCUCCAUGGCCAUGGAUUAUGUUUUGUCAAAGUAUUGACCAGACCUCUUUUCCUGUAAUUAUAGCAGAGGCUAAUUCGACAUUAACAGGUCCUUAGAGAAACACUUACUCUUUGUGUGAUAAAUGUGUCAACCAUUCGGCAGAUAGAAUGUCUUUUUGCGGUGGUGUGGGUGUUUGUUAACAAUAUGCCUUGAUUGCAGACAGCACUGGAUGGAGCGUCUUAUUCAGAGGAAGAGGAACUGAUGACUUUGACUGUUAAUUUUUCAUUAGUAAGCUCCAUCUCUGUUCUCAACAGUUUCCUGUAUUAUAAUGAAAUUAAUUUUUAUAAUCAACCUCUGAUGUCGGUUAUUCUUUAAUAAUACAACAUGAACAACGUACAGUGUAAUAAAAUCUUACGACAGCAUGGGUCUUAAUUAACUGUUUCUUAAUGAACAGGGUGGCAACUCAGUCUCAAUCCAGUCUCAGAUUUUGAGAAUUCCCUGUGAAAAUGUGUGCAUCUGUUGCUUAUUAUCUUUAGUUAUUGUAUAAGCUACAAAUUCCUUUGAAUAAGUCGGAAUAUGGCAUUCCUCAAGCGCCAUAUUGCAUUGUUCUGUACAUUAAUGCAGAUGUUUACCUUGUGUCACAUCUGGAACUAUUACAAGACUUAUCUGCCUCUGA